AUGGUACUCGGUGGAUAUUUUCGUCAAGUUCUUCCAGUCAUUCGAUCCGCGAAUAGAUCAGAAUUAAUUGCAGCAAAUCUCAAAAGUUUUGAUCUCUGGCGUCACCUCAAGAUCAUGCAUCUACACCAGAGCAUGAGAACAGGAUCAGGUGAAGAAGAGUUCUCAAGUUGGCUAAUUAAACUUUGCAAUGGUGAAUUACCAUCAAAUGAAUAUGACGAAAUCGAAUUACCUAGAUCCUGCAUGUUUGAUGGUAAUUUGGUCAACGAGAUAUUCGGCGAACACAUUUCCAUAGACGAUAUUCCAAUUCUAUACAAUAGAACAAGUCUCUGUCCCAAAAACGAGCAUUCUCUUCUGGUAAAUGAAGAAGUACUUCAACGACUACCUGGAAAAGAACAUGUGUAUGCAACUGUCGAUGACGUAGAAUGUGAAGAUGGUGAUGAUGUAACCAACUAUCCCACAGGAUUUUUGAAUAGCCUCACACCAUCAGGAACGCCUCCUCAUAAACUUAACUUAAAGAUCGGCGCAAUUGUUGUGUUUCUUCGUAAUUUGGAUGCUAAUCAAGGUCUAUGCAGAUGUUUUAUAUACCAUUUUGUAGCUCGUGAAAUUCUCUAUCGAAUAGUAUAUAAUAGUUGGGGUUUUAUUUGA
Rotaria sp. Silwood2 is the source of this 645-nucleotide messenger RNA. Lineage: Eukaryota; Metazoa; Rotifera; Eurotatoria; Philodinida; Philodinidae. The record is from the annotation of a GenBank genome assembly.